Molecule: messenger RNA, 4074 nt
Organism: Epinephelus fuscoguttatus (brown-marbled grouper)
Lineage: Eukaryota; Metazoa; Chordata; Actinopteri; Perciformes; Serranidae
Gene: sp1
Product: sp1 transcription factor
Exons: 6
Coding region: 106-2220 (704 amino acids)
Biological process (GO): regulation of transcription by RNA polymerase II
Molecular function (GO): DNA-binding transcription factor activity, RNA polymerase II-specific; RNA polymerase II cis-regulatory region sequence-specific DNA binding
Source: RefSeq, a predicted model, not a curated record
CACCCAUCUGUCUCCUUCAUAGGGGGAGCUCGUCAAGUUAGUGUGAAGUUCUGAAAAGUUGUCAACCCGAAAAAAGAGCAGAGAAACUCCUCCCGUCUUCAAAUUAUGAGCAAUCAGCAGCAGGGUGAAAUGGCCGCUGCGGAGAGCGGUGGAAGCUACAGUCAAAAGCGAAACACAAAUUCACAAGACUCACAGCAGCCAUCUCCUCUGGCCUUGUUGGCCGCCACAUGCAGUCGAAUUGACACCCCAGGAGAGAACGAUUCACCUUCAGACCAACAACAAAACCAGCAGCAACAGCUGGACCUAAACCAGGGUGUUUUCACCUCCAGUGCCAACGGCUGGCAGGUCGUCCCUCUUAGCGUUCAAGCAACCUCUGGCACUAACACCAUCACCACCGACUCCUCAGGGGUGAUGACAGGGGGAGACGCAGGCAAGAGCAGACAGGUGCUGUCACCAUCAGCGGCUGUGGUGAGCACUCAGGGACAGCAGCAGCAGCCACAGCAGUUUGUAAUAGCUCAGGCACCAUCGAUGCAGGGCCAGCAGGUGCUUACCACCAUAUCAGGUGUAAUGCCCAACAUUCAGUACCAGGUUAUUCCCCAGUUUCAGACAGUAGAUGGCCAGCCAUUGCAGCUGGCACAUGCUCAGCAGGAAUCUGCUGUACCUGCCGCUGCAGGAGCGGGGCAGCAGUUUCAGAUUGUGUCAUCCUCUAAUGGCCAGCAGAUCAUAGCUGCAACCAACAGAGCCGGUGCAGCAGGAAACAUCAUAACAAUGCCCAGUCUCCUUCAGGGAGCCAUCCCCAUUCAAAAUAUAAGCUUAGGCAAUGGCAUGUUACAAAACCAGCCCCAGUUCUUGGCAAAUAUGCCUGUGUCACUGAAUGGAAACAUCACCUUGUUGCCCGUCAGCACUGGAGCAAGCGGAGGUGGAGAGUCAAAUAGUGGAGGGGAUGCAGGGGGAAACCAGCUCAUACAGCAGCAGCAACAUCCUGUGUCCAGCGGAGCAGGUUACAUGACAAGUGCGGCCUCUGUCACCACGCAGGCCUCCUCUACGUAUGGUAUGGCACAGACGCAGAACAGCAACGGAGUCACAUUCCAGCAGAACACAGCAGCUUCUCUGGGUGUCCCAAUACAGCCAGACAACAGAGACGGGCAGCAGCCACAGCAGAUCCUUAUCCAGCCUCAGCAGGUUAUCCAAGGUGGAACACCCCUCCAGGCCAUCCAGGCUGGUACCGUUACGGGGGGUCAGGUGUUUGCGACUCCGACGCUGAGCCAAGAAGGGCUUCAAAAUCUUCAAAUUAUGCCAAACACAGGCCCCAUCCUCCUGCGCACUGUCGGCCCCAAUGGCCAGGUGAGCUGGCAGACCAUUCAAAUUCAGAGUCCCACAGGACCACAGAUCACCCUGGCCCCGAUGCAGUCUCUCCCCCAACUUGGUCAGGCUCAGGGUGCUGCUGCAGCUGGAGGAGUGUCUGUCAACACGGUGCAGAUCCCAGGCAUCCAGACCAUAAAUCUCAACACACUCGGAGGCUCUGGGCUGCAGAUGCACCAGCUGCAGACUGUUCCCAUCACCCUUACUGGCACAGCAGGAGAGCAGGCGCUACAGACAGGCGGAGAUAGUUUGGAUGACAGCACAGCCAUGGAUGACGAGGAUAUAAGCCCACAGCCUCAAGGACGACGUAACCGCAGGGAAGCGUGUACCUGCCCCUUCUGCAAGGAUGGAGAAGGACGCAGCGACCCUACUAAAAAGAAGCAGCACAUUUGUCACAUCUCCGGCUGUGGAAAGAUCUACGGCAAGACAUCCCACCUGAGAGCUCACCUGCGUUGGCACACAGGAGAACGACCCUUCGUUUGCAGCUGGUCUUUCUGUGGCAAACGAUUCACCCGUUCAGAUGAGCUUCAGCGCCACAAGAGGACGCACACAGGUGAGAAGAGGUUCGCCUGCCCAGAGUGUCCCAAACGCUUCAUGCGCAGCGAUCACCUCUCCAAGCACAUCAAAACCCACUUGAACAAGAAGGCAGUCGCCGCCACCACCAGCACCACAGUCUCCACUGACGCCGCUUCCCCUACAGCAGGAACAAAAGUCGGCACAGGAGCAGUGUCGGCCAACGACCAGCACACCAUCGUCACCAUGGAAACCUUAUCUGCAGAGAGCAUAGCUCGAUUAGCCAGCAGCGGGAUCAACAUGAUGCAGGUGGACCUUCACCAAAUUAACGGCAACAGCUACUGAGGACAGCGGAGGGAGGCGGGCCUCGGUGGAUGUCGCAUUCGGACAUUUGGGGUUAAAAAGGGCAUGUCUGACUGCAGACACAGAACCUCACAAGGGCUUCAGACAGGAGAGGCGGUCACAGAUUCAACACAACAGACACUAUUAAAUUUGAGAACUAAAGCACGAAUACGGAUCUCCAUCAUGUAUUUAGACACCUGUGGCAUUUAAGGGUCAGAGUCGGAUGAAAAUGUUAGACUAGAGAAAUCAUGAAAUCUUAUUUCCCCUGAACGGAAAUGGCACAACACUAACAUUAUUUUGUCCCACAUAAAGACUCAAUCUUACUUGAUGGUGGGAUUGCAAUAACACACACAGACUGGCACUUUUGGUGUUGAAAUUGGUAGCUAGUAAUAUCUUCUCUACAUGCUUCUCUAGUAAAGAGAUGACACUACCAGGGUUGGAAAUUAGCAAAAUGCUGGUAAAAUAUGCAGCGGCUUCUAGAUUUGCUUUGCUAACCAGUCAUAAAAUCAUGGUUAUCUGUUAAGUAGCUGGUAGUGUUUGGAAUCCACUGACCAGAGGGGCAAGUGGACCAAAGAUUUCCAACCCUGGACACUACUAAGUCAGACUCUCCCUUGUUUCCAAGGCUGUGGGCUUCCAUCUUCACCUCAGGUGUUUCCUGCCCUCUCAGACUGGGCUGCUGUAUCAGGCUCAUCAACGAGCCCAUGAUGCUAAAUUUACGUUAUGAAAGCAUAUUGUUGGUUCUCACAUUCCUGUGGUCGCAGUUAUGGGAGAAUCAAAUGUGUUAACAAACUAACAACCCCAUUAUCAUAGGAAUAACAGGAGAAGCGUUUCAGGGUGUUUGGAGAAGGGCUCAAAUACACAAGGUCACAACCAAGUCAGAGCCAGAGGCACUAAUCAGUGUGAGGACGUCUGUGUGUCAGGGCACUGACAUCCUGAGAAUUAACUCUUUAACCGCUUAUGUAGGUACACACAUUCAAGCCAUCAUGCUUUGAUAUGUUUAUCAUAGCAAAAAAACAUUUUUUUUUUAUGUACAUAUAUAUUUUUGGUAAUGUAAAGGCUACAGGAAUUCUUAGCGUAGGCAGGAUCAUCUUACAUGAUUUCAAGAGAUUGCCUUUCAGUUGUAUGAACCUCUCAUGCACAAUCAAUCUUAAUCUAAUGUUGUUACUUUUAUAUAUAUAUAUAUGUAGAUUAAAUGUCUAAAUUUAAGAGCCUUUCUGUCAUAGAAUAACGUAUUCUAUACAGUCCAGAUCUUCCCAGUUCUUCUUUUCCCCUAUGCUAUACUUAUCUUUGCCUUGCAGUCUCAUCGCUUUUUCUUUGGAUGGAAAACUGUGUCUUCUUUGGUCAUAUCUGGUCAGAGUCAAGUAUUUUGUAAUAAUAUCCAGACAGCAUAAAUAUGUAAGCUCCAAACCAAAGGUUCAUACUCAUUUUAUAAACGAAACUAGGAAAUCUUUCUUUGGUCCGUGAACUUUCUAAUCAUUUUUACUCUUGUAAUACAUAUGUUAAAGUUCUAACUGGAAGAGAUCCAGCUCGAGGCAGGCACCGGACACACAUCCCUUUGUUGUCCAAAUAAAUAAGUUGCAAAUGUACUAAGGGUCAACUUUUUUCUGGAAAGAUGCUUUCACUGAUUAAAUCAUUUUCUUUGCUUCAGAAUUCUGCUUUAUUUGCAAAAGAUAAUUGUAACUUGUAUUACGUCAGUAAAUGUACCUUUAAAAGCUCUCCUUUGAAACUCUAUAGACUAAGUUCAUUGGACAACAAGUGCUCUUACUUUUCUGCCCCGUUUUAAAUAAGGGAUUUUAUAUUGUGUGUAUACAACUACUGCAGAUGCCAACAGCUGGAUUAAAAUUAAGAUUAAAUAUA